AUGGCUUCAGAGCAAGCAAGAAGAGAGAAUGUUACUGAUGAAAGGAAACUCCAACUUGAGAAAGACAGAGUUCAUAAAAUGGCUAGUCAUUUUGAGUCUCUAGCUGAUAAAGUUCAUGAGGAUACAACAACUUUUCCUGAUGUUGUUCAUGUCAAGACUACUGUUACUAGUAGUGUUCCUUAUCAAGAACAUCAAGCGGAGAAGCAACAAUCAUCUGAUAUAAUCGAUAAAACUCAAGAGAGGAAGCAACAAGUAUUUCAAGAGAAACCAGGUGGUGUUAAAUUUGGAGUUCAGGGCCAAGAACACGAAGAUUCCGACAUUAACAAAGGAAAACAGAGCAAAGGUGGUGCUGAAGAGACGAAAGGUGGUCCGUCUUUGGAGGAAAUUUCUCAGUACAGAGCAACGGCACAGCAGAACUCGAUGAACGCGAUAAGGGCUGCUGAAGAGCGAUACGAAAAAGCGAAGGAAAUGGGUGGUUCCACAUUGCAGAAUGUUAAAGAAUCUACAACUCAUGGACUUGGUCCUACGAGUACUUAUGCAGCAGAAAAGGGUGCACAAGCUAAAGGCACCAUUACUCAAGGCCUGCAAAAGGGAUCUCAAUAUGUUGCUGAAAAAACUGGAGCUGCUAAAGACGUCGCUCUCGAAAAAGGCCAACAAGCUUAUGCUGCAACUAAGGAUACCCUUUCGGGUGCCGGACAAACUGCAGCUCAAUCAGCUCAACAAGCUAAAGAUUACACUAUGGAAAAAACAGGGGAUACUAAAGAUUACACAAUGCAAAAAACAGGGGAAGCUAAAGAUUAUGCAGCCCAAAAAACAGGGGAAGCCAAAGAUUAUGUUGCUCAAAAAACAGGGGAAAUUCAAGAACAGAGCAAAGGUGCAGCAAGUUAUGUAGGAGAAAAGGCAGCACAAGUUAAAGAUGUUACAUUAGAAACAGGGAAAGGCGCGGUAGGAUACGCAGGGAAAGUAGCUGAAACAGUGAAGGACAAAGCGGUUGUAGCUGGAUGGGGAGCAGCACACUUCACUGCUGAAAAAGCUGCAGAUGCAACUAAAGCUAUAGCUGGUGUUACUUCUACUGUUGCAGGGUACGCGGGAGGGACGACAGUGGCCGUGAAGGAUUUGGUUGUUGAUGCUGGAAAGAAAACAGUGGGAUUUGCAGAGGAUACGUUAGGUGCUGCGAAGGAUUAUGUAGUUUCAGCUGAGGAAAGUGCAGCAGAGUAUGCAGCUAGGAAAAAGGCGGAAGCAGAAAGAGAAUUAGAAGCUAAGAAAUUACAAGAAGACACCAAGGGAGAAAACAGAGGAGGAGAAAAGGUUGAUGAAAAAGAAAGGAGAAAGGAGAAAACAGAAGAAUCCUACUUCGAGGAAGAAGAAGAAUCAGGAGUCGGAAAAGAAAGCAAACCGGUGGAAGGUGCAGCGGUGGUGUUGCAAGCCAUUGGCGAAACUAUAGUUGAGAUUGGGAAAACAACUACUGAACUUGUUGCAGGUCGCGGUGGAGAUGAACCAGUUGUGGGAAUUGAGAAAGAGUCUACUACCACAAUGAAGAAAACUUGA
Molecule: messenger RNA, 1548 nt
Organism: Solanum verrucosum
Lineage: Eukaryota; Viridiplantae; Streptophyta; Magnoliopsida; Solanales; Solanaceae
Product: seed biotin-containing protein SBP65
Exons: 2
Coding region: 1-1548 (515 amino acids)
Source: RefSeq, a predicted model, not a curated record